GUAAAUUUGCGUUGUGAGAAUCCGACUUACGUGUGAGCGUACACAACGGUCCAAUUCAAUCUGCUCCAAAACCUCAAAUUUUGUCCACAAAACUGUAAAACAAAAAAAUCCUUCCCUGUUCAUCGCCAUGUCCCUCUUCUUCCGUUCCUUACCCACCAUAGGUCUUCGCUCAAAACCUUCCCCUCUCACUUCUCUACCUUUCUUUUUCCUUAAUAAUUUCCACAACCACCCCAUUAUUAUUACCCCAACUUCACUUAUCAGUAGCCGCACACUUUCUUCCGCCUCUGCCACUGGUCCUUUAACUUCCGUUGAAACACUUACCCCUAGCACCAAAACUUCUCUAUCUCCUACAACUGCUGAUACUCUUCAAUGGGUUAGCAGGACUCAAUACUGUGGUGAAUUAUCCGAUAACGAUGUGGGUAAACGGGUUCGACUUUGCGGGUGGGUCGCCCUUCAUCGGAUUCAUGGUGGUUUGACUUUUGUCAACCUCAGGGACCAAACUGGAAUUGUUCAGAUUACGACACUUCCUGAUGAUUUUCCUGAUGCUCAUUCUGCUGUGAGCGAUCUGAGGCUUGAAUAUGUCGUUGCCAUUGAAGGUGUUGUUCGGCCUAGGCCAGCUGACUCUGCCAACAAAAAGAUGAAAACUGGCACGAUAGAGGUUGCUGCAGAGGAUGUCCAGGUGUUGAAUGCAGUAAGAUUGAAGUUGCCCUUCUUGGUAACAACUGCAGACGAUGCAAAAGAUUCAGCUAAGGAAGAAAUCAGAUUGCGAUAUCGAUGCCUUGAUUUACGCCGUCCACAAAUGAACUCAAAUAUAAUCUUGCGACAUAGAGUAGUGAAACUUCUCCGAAGAUACCUAGAAGAUGUGCAUGGUUUUGUCGAGAUUGAGACUCCAAUACUAUCUAGAUCUACUCCUGAAGGUGCUCGUGAUUAUUUGGUCCCUUCUAGAGUUCAGCCAGGAACAUUUUAUGCACUACCCCAGAGUCCUCAGCUGUUCAAGCAAAUGCUAAUGGUCUCUGGUUUUGAUAAGUACUAUCAAAUAGCAAGGUGCUUUAGGGAUGAAGAUUUGAGAGCUGACAGACAACCUGAGUUUACACAGCUAGAUAUAGAAAUGGCUUUCACUUCUAUGGAGGACAUGCUGAAACUCAAUGAGGAUUUGAUUAGAAAGGUUUUUCAGGAAAUCCAAGGUGUCCAACUGCCAAAUCCUUUUCCAAGGCUUACAUAUGCUGAAGCAAUGAGUCGAUAUGGUUCAGAUAGACCAGAUACUCGUUUUGAUGUCGAAUUGAGAGAUGUGUCCGGCAUUUUCUCCAAUUCCACAUUCAAGGUUUUCUCAGAUGCCUUAGCAAGUGGAGGAAUUAUUAAGGCCUUAUGUGUGCCUUCUGGGACAAAAACUUAUUCAAAUACUUCUUUGAAGAAAGGCGACAUAUGUAAAGAAGCAAUCAAAUCUGGGGCAAAGGGUUUGCCUUUUUUAAAGGUCUUGAAUGAUGGGAGCAUUGAAGGGAUUCCCCAGCUGGUUUCUAGUUUGGAUACGGAAAAGAAAGAGGAAUUGCUGAAUCAGUUGUCUGCGGUACCAGAUGAUCUUAUCUUGUUUGCUGUUGGUCACUAUGCAGAAGUCAAUAAAACUUUGGAUCGUCUGAGAACAUAUGUAGCACACGAAUUGGGUUUAAUUGACAAUUCCAGGCAUUCAAUACUCUGGGUGACUGACUUUCCAAUGUUU
This is a messenger RNA of Nicotiana tabacum (common tobacco), 1714 nucleotides long. Lineage: Eukaryota; Viridiplantae; Streptophyta; Magnoliopsida; Solanales; Solanaceae. The record is from RefSeq and is a predicted model, not a curated record.